AUGGUCGUUUCCUUCCCAGACCUCGCCUCCUUCGGGCUCUCCCGGACCCGGGGCUUCCUCUCCGACGACACCCCCCUGGCCUCGUUCCGCGACGGCUACUACGCCCGGUGGGACGACCUCGCCGCCCGGCUGCCCGCGCUGAUUGCCUCGCGCAAGCUCGGCCGCGAGGUCAGGGAGCUGCCCGUGCUGAGCACGGGCAAGCUGACGACGGAGCCGGACCUGCGGCGCGCGUACGUUGUCCUUGCGUUCCUCGUCCACGGGUAUGUCUGGGCGGGCGGCGACAAGGAGGAGGAGGAGGAGCGUCCCAUGGACACGGUGCCGCCGCAGCUCAGCGAGCCGUUUCUGCGCGUGUGCGAGCGUCUCGGCAUGGAGCCCGUGCUGAGCUACGCGGGGCUGUGUCUUUGGAACUGGGCGGCGGCGGAGGGAGCGGAAGGGUUGACGAGCGGCGGCGUGGAUGGCGAUGAUACCAGCGCAGGGUUCUACGACUUGGAGCAGCUGACGUCGCUGGGGUCCUUUACGGGCACACGCGGCGAAGACGCCUUCUACCUCGUCCCCGUGCUCAUCGAAGCCGAAGGCGGUCCGCUCCUCGCCCUCCUGCUAGACGCCCUCGCAGCGGCGCUCAACAACGACUCCUCCUCCCCCACCUCCUCCACCCGCCUGGCCGCAGCGCUGGACCGCUCCGCCGGGGCCUUUAUCCGCAUGGCGCAGCACCUGCCCAAGAUGUACCCGCUGCUGGACGCGCACGCCUUCUACCACGAGCUGCGGCCGUUCUUCAGCGGCGGCAAGGGCAUGGAGGACAAGGGCCUGCCGCGCGGGGUGGUGUUUCGGCGCGUCGACGGGUCGGAGCGCGCCGCCAAGUGCGUGGGCGGGAGCGCGGGCCAGAGCUGUCUGUUCCAGGCGCUGGAUUGCGUGCUGGGCGUGCGGCACGAGGGGCCUGGGGCUGGGCGCGAGUCGGUCUUUGAGGAGAUGAGGCCGUACAUGCCCGGCAAGCACCGAGAGUUCCUCGAGCAGCUGUCCAGCUUGCCAUCCAUACGCGACUACGUGGAGGACCACCAAUCCGACGAGGCCCUGGUGCGGGCGUACGACGGGUGCAUCAAGGAGCUGCGGUCAUGGCGCGGGAGGCAUAUUGCUAUUGUGUCCAAGUACAUUGUGCAGCCGGCACGCCUUGCCGCUGCCGCCACCGCCGCCACUGACACCGACCAAGAGAACGGGGCGAGCACAAACGGGACGACAGGACGGAACGGAGCGGGCCCGAAUACCGGAGACGAAGACGGGCUGGAGGCGGCGGCGGCGGCGGCCAAGGGCGGGGAUGAGCUGCAGGGCACAGGCGGGUCGGCGCUGGUGCCCUUUCUGCGGCAGUCGAGGGACGAGACGGUGGGUUUGGGCGCAGGUGCCAAGCUGAGAAACUGA
Molecule: messenger RNA, 1410 nt
Organism: Purpureocillium lilacinum
Lineage: Eukaryota; Fungi; Ascomycota; Sordariomycetes; Hypocreales; Ophiocordycipitaceae
Biological process (GO): 'de novo' NAD+ biosynthetic process from L-tryptophan
Cellular component (GO): cytoplasm
Molecular function (GO): heme binding; metal ion binding; indoleamine 2,3-dioxygenase activity
Source: RefSeq, a predicted model, not a curated record